Messenger RNA from Eucalyptus grandis, 2301 nucleotides. Its product is annotated as putative F-box/LRR-repeat protein At3g18150. Gene Ontology annotation, biological process: regulation of DNA-templated transcription. Gene Ontology annotation, molecular function: transcription coregulator activity; protein binding. Lineage: Eukaryota; Viridiplantae; Streptophyta; Magnoliopsida; Myrtales; Myrtaceae. The transcript has 8 exons. The record is from RefSeq and is a predicted model, not a curated record. The coding region runs from base 293 to 2170 and encodes 625 amino acids.
UAACGGCAAAUCUUCUUCAUCUCCUCUUCCUUCUCCUCUCGCUUUGCUCUGUACAUUUCGAGUCAUCGCCCACCUCGUCUGCUCUUUUUAUGCAUUAAACAAAAAGUCUCCCAAAAACCCAAUGCACCCUCUUCAGGCUCGAAGAAUAAAGCAGUGAAAAGCGACCCGCUUGAUGUAUCCUCUUGCCCAAUCGCCUCGCCUUGCGUCUCCCCCUCUCUCUCUCCCUCCUCCCAUCGCAUUUCGGCGGAAAGUUGUUCCUUCUCGUCCAAGAGGUUUCUGAGGAGUGGACUUGAUGGAUAACGCUGCCUGGAGGCCGAUGCUGCUGCCGCCGGGUGGCGGGGGAGGAGGCGGGGGCGCUGGAGGUGCGCUUGAUGGGGGCGACUGGAGGGCUCAUCUGCCACCCAACUCACGGGAGAGGACCGUCAACAAGAUAAUGGAGACUUUGAAGAGACAUAUUCCUGUUUCCGGUCCAGAGGAUUUGCGCGAAAUCAAUAGAUUUGCCCUGAAGUUCGAGGGAAAUUUUUACGCUUCUGCCACAAGCCAGUCUUAUUAUUUAAGGGAGAUAUCUUCGAAGAUGUUGAAAAUGUGGAUAGAGUCUCAGAGUACCUUACCUAAUGCGCCAUCUAACUCUGUGGGGAAUAGCAGUGAGGACUUGGGAUCAAUUCAAGUACAUGAACUUCACAGAGAUUUUUAUUUAGUACUUCCCGAAAAGAAAAUGACAGGCAAACGUGCUCGGUUACCUCCUUCCAAUCAAGAUGAAAGGCAAAACUCAGUGGAUUACAUCAGCCAAUUGCCUGAUGCCAUAAUCCUUCAUAUCUUCUCCUUCAUGACCACAAAAGAUGCCAUCAAAACCAGCGUCUUGUCCAAGCGAUGGCGUUCCACUUGGACCUCUAAUCAGUAUAUGAAUUUCUCUUUGCCCGUUCACAGUAGCCUGAAAUUCAAGAGCUUCAUCACUUUUGUUGACUCGGUGCUGUUACGCUGCACUGCAAUUAAGGCAAAAAGAUUCCUCUUUGAUGCUCCUUGUUACGCCUUGAUACAAUCAAGUCUUGAUAGGUGGCUCCAGUUUGCCAUCGAGCACGGCGUCGAAGAGGUAUCAGUAAACCUGCGUUACUGGCGCUACAAAGAUUUUCUGUUGCCGCGAAUCUUGUUCUGCUGCACCACGCUGGUGCAUUUGCGUGUGUCCAAAUGCUGUUUUUGGGUGUUCAGCACUGUGAAUUGGUGUUUUCUGAAGACAUUGCGCAUUGAUUAUGCAAAGUUGAACGAUGAUGGGAUGAUGAGAGUUUUGAGUGGCAGCCCUGUUCUGGAGUUCCUUGAGUUGAAAAGUUGCGAGGGUGUCAAGCACAUCAUGGUUGAAUCAAAAAGUUUUAGAGAGUUGGUGAUUGAUUCUCAUAAGUUUUGUGGUCAAGUUUCGAUGUUGAAAAUUUCGGCCCCACAUCUUCUCAAAUUGCGUCUAUUGGGCAAUUCUCGAGGGGGAGAGUUUAGACUAGAUGAAGUAUCUUCCUUGAUUGAGGCUGAGUUAAAUUUCAACAUGGAAAUUUGUGCACUCGAUAAGGUUAAGGCUCAUGCGGAUCUUGUCAAGGGGCUUCUCAAGAGGCUGCAUCAUGUCACGAAAUUAGUGAUGGGAAGCUGGUGCCUUCAGGCGCUGUCGCUAAUGGAGGCGAGAGAUAUGUUUCUUCCAUCCUUAAAAUGUCGGCAUCUGAUAUUACUCGGCGCAGCAGGCCAUGAGGGAGUUCCCGAGGCUAUAGCGAAAAUAUUCGAAAGUACGCAGCUCUUGGAGAAGUUAUUCUUACAAACGACUUGCACACCCAAUUCUGCGAUUGAGUUGAAUGCGGACAGUGUAGGCCGUCGCGUCUUUGCUGGAGAAGAAUUUUGGAAUUUUGUAAAGUGGAGGAUCUAUCAGUGUUUGAUGCAUCUCAGGCAUGUUGAGAUUGUUGAUCGCGGUGCCAAUCUGCUGGCAUGGGAACCUGUUCUUUCCCUGCUCAAGUUUCUCCUCCAGAAUGCACUUUGGCUGGACAAAAUAGUGAUCAACAGUACCAAUUCCAAAUCAUCCCAAGCAUUUGAACCGUCACCGCGGCUUGAAGUGGCCCGGAUUCUUCUGUCGCACCCAAAGUGUUCUCCAAGGGCCAAGGUCAUUCUUAGAUAUCCUUUCCAAGGAUGUCCGUCUGUGUAAAUCCUGAUCAUUUCGUCAACACCGGUGACUUCUUUUUCUCCGUUUUGUACCCCUGAAUUUUAGCUUAACAUUUUCAGGAGAUGCAAUUGAAUGUACCUGUCGCAAAUUAACCGAUUCGUUCUGACGUGUCA